Messenger RNA from Selaginella moellendorffii, 2330 nucleotides. RefSeq names its product leukotriene A-4 hydrolase homolog. The record is from RefSeq and is a predicted model, not a curated record. Lineage: Eukaryota; Viridiplantae; Streptophyta; Lycopodiopsida; Selaginellales; Selaginellaceae. Gene Ontology annotation, cellular component: cytosol. Gene Ontology annotation, biological process: proteolysis. Bases 51 to 1901 code for a protein of 616 amino acids. Gene Ontology annotation, molecular function: zinc ion binding; metallopeptidase activity. The transcript has 3 exons.
CCACUCACAGUAGUUGCGAUUCCUUUCUUUUUUGCGAGCAGCGACCGGAUAUGGAUCCACAUUCUUACGCAGAUUUCUCGCAGCUCCUCACCGACAGCAUCGCGCUCGAUCUCUUCCUCGACUUUGAAAGGCGGAUCAUCGUCGGCAGCGCCGAUUUCACCCUGCGCCAGGCGUUCUCCGGGGAUUUCGUCCUCGACACACGGGAUCUGCUCGUCCGGGGCGCCUUCGAUUCCUCCUCGCCGGCCAAGAAGCCACUGGCAUUCGAUAUUUCGAGCGAGCGGCACCCGAUCAAGGGCCAGCGCCUCGUGCUCCAUCUCCCCUCGCCGACGAGCCGCUUCUUGAUCCUCUUCACAACAUCGCCGCAAGCGUCCGCCCUCCAGUGGCUUGAUCCAUCGCAGGCCUCCUCCGGGAAGCACCCCUUCGUCUACACGCAUUGCCAAGCUCUCCACGCGCGCUCCAUCUUUCCCUGCCAGGAUACGCCCUCGGCGCGAUUCAGGUUCUCGGCGAGGAUCAACAUCCCCCAGGAGAUGCGCGCGGUGAUGUCCGCCGCGCAUGUGGAGCGGCUGGAAGCGAUCGCUCCCGGGCGCGCGGUCGAGGUUUUCAAGAUGGAGCAGCCGAUCCCGCCCUAUCUCUUCGCUCUCGCGGCGGGAGAGAUCGCUUGCGAGGAGCUGGGAGCUCGAUCCAGGGUGUAUGGCGAGCCGGGCAUGGUGAAGGCGGCGGCGCGCGAGUUCGCGGCCACCGAGGGGAUGAUCGAACAGGCGGAGGCGCUGUUUGGGCCGUAUGACUGGGAGAGAUUCGACAUGCUGGUGUUGCCGCCAAGCUUUCCCUAUGGAGGGAUGGAGAACCCGAGGAUGGUGUUCUUGACGCCGACGGUGAUCGUUGGAGAUCGGAGCGGCGCCUCGGUGGUGGCACACGAGCUCGCUCAUAGCUGGACCGGGAAUCUCAUCACUAAUGCCUCCGCCAACGAUUUCUGGCUCAACGAGGGAUUCACCACCUAUGCGGAAAGGCGGAUCGUGGAAGUUUUGGACGGGAAGGAGCGGGUGGCUCUUCACUACGGGCUGGGAUGGAACGGAUGGGAAGAGGAGAUCGAGCGAUUCAAGGAUAGGCCCGAGUUUACCAAGCUCAAGACCAACCAGGAGAAUGUGGAUCCCGACGAGGUAUACUCCCAAGUUCCAUACGAGAAAGGCUGCUUCUUUCUCAAGAGGCUCGAGGACGAGGUCAGUCGUCCGGCAUUUGACGACUUUCUCGAACGCUACAUCGCCAAGUUUCGCUUUACGUCGAUCGACACGGAGACGUUCCUGGUGUUUCUGAGAGAUUACUUCCCGGGGAUUGAUGAGAAAGUGAACGUCGAUAGAUGGAUUUACGAGCCAGGCAUGCCUCCCGACGCUCCGAAGCCAAAGUCUGGAAUUCUGGAGAGAGUUUUGGGGAUGGUGGCGGAAUUCAAGUCCCAAAGCGAGAGUUACGAUGAAGAAGCCUGGAAGAAGUACCUCGAGUCACUCAAGGAGGAAGCUUUGGGGUGGCAAGCUCUGGAGUGGCAAGUUUAUCUCGAGAGCCUUCCAAAGAAAGUGGCGAGCGUGAUGAUACUCCGUGAUCUGGACUCGGUGUUUCAUCUGUCGAGGAGUCCCAACUGGGAUCUCCGGGUUGCGUUCCUGGUGAUUGCGGCCAACUCGGGUUUCCAGGCUUGCUACAAUGACAUCGAGCAGGCGCUGAUGAUGGUGGGAAGAAUGCGGUACCUUCGUCCUCUCUACAGUGGUCUGCUGGACAGCAAGGACGAAGCCGGCAUGGAGCUUGCAAAGAAAGUAUUUGCAAAGGCUCGUCCGAAGUAUCAUCCGAUUGCUCGCUCGGUGGUGGAGGGAUUGAUGAAGGCGAAGGACAGGACGAGCAAUGAUGGAAAGUUAUGAGCAGUGGCUGGGUAUCGAGGACCUCAAAGGUUUAGUGGAAGGAAUUUCUCUGACCGGGAAUGAUCUGGUCCUCGGUCGAAUAAGGUACAGGAGCCUAGACUCUAGAUUAUCAUUAGUUGUCUUAUCGGCUUUGCUUAAACAAGUGAAAAGCACUUCAGUCUGUGGGCUGAGUUUUUUAAUCCGCAUCUUACAUUUUGCGCUAUAAUCUGGUUCUUUGCAGGCUUAAGUUUGCGAAGGUCACAUCUCCAAGGCGGAUAUUUUUAGUGAAAUGAAGAAAGCUUCUUCAAGAGUAAGAGAGCUUCUCGAGCUUGUUUACGUGAUCGCUGCCUUGAUCCAGGAAAAAUUCAAGUGGGACGUUUAUAAAUCAUCUUGGUCGAAGAACAUGGCAUCUAUUGCGUCGGUAAGAAUAAACUCCACUAAAUCCUGGCA